AUGGUGUCACCAUUUCUCUCCUCCAACACAAUAAACGACAAAACCACAGAUCUCCUCGUAACUGUCCGCUUCUCCGCUUCAAUUCCCGAUCUCCAACUCGACGUCCCAGACCCAGAGACUACAACAGGCGCAGGUCUAAAGCAAUUAAUUCGCGUCGAGCUACCCCCAGAUCUCUCCUCACACCGUCUCCGUCUUAUCUAUGCCGGCCGUGGUCUAGAAGAUACAACGGCCCUAACAGUCUCACUGAAGCUCUCGCCAUCCCCAAGCCGCAGUCCAGGCCCCGCAUCAGAACCAGAAGACCAAAGCGAAGCCACAACCGAAAAUGGCAAGGGCAAGCAAGCGAUUCGCGAUACACGACCACGACUCUACAUCCACUGCUCAAUAGGCGACAUCGCACUCUCCGACUCGGACCUAGCAAGCGAAGCAGCAGUAGCCUCAACACACCUCCUCCAAGAAAAGAAGAAACAAGCCUCCAAAGAUGCAGUCUCAACUUUAUUCCCCCGCUCCAGCCAGGCCAACACCCAAUCCCAGACAGAGAACCAGCAAUCCGCACAAACCACGACAACCCCCGCACCACGCGGCUUCGACCGCCUCCUCAGCGCUGGAUUCACCAGCGCAGAAGUCACCGCUCUGCGCUCCCAGUUCCUAGCCGUCCAAUCCGUCUCCCAUACACGCGAUACAAUGCCCACGGGGGACCAGCUACGCGAUCUGGAAGAUAGGUGGAUGGACGAGGGUUCGACGGCAGCGGGUGUGGCGGGUGGUGGGGAGGGGAUAGCUGGAGGGGAUGACGAUGGGAGUAUUGGGGCUGGAUCGCGAGGGGCCAUGGAUGAUAUGUUGUGGGGGGCUGUGAUGGGGUUCUUCUGGCCUGUUGGUUGUGCUAUGUGGUUGAGAAGGGAAGAGGGGGUUUGGAGCUGGAGGAAGGGGGUUGCUGUGUUUGUGGGGGUGGUUGUGAAUGCUGCGUUUGGGAUGAUGAGGAUUAUGGGGUAG
Messenger RNA from Penicillium nucicola, 987 nucleotides. Its product is annotated as DSC3 family protein. Bases 1 to 987 code for a protein of 328 amino acids. Lineage: Eukaryota; Fungi; Ascomycota; Eurotiomycetes; Eurotiales; Aspergillaceae. The transcript has a single exon. Gene Ontology annotation, cellular component: Dsc E3 ubiquitin ligase complex; endoplasmic reticulum. Gene Ontology annotation, biological process: protein processing. The record is from RefSeq and is a predicted model, not a curated record.